GGGUAAAAUCGUUUUCAAAACCCUCGCCUGCAAACCCCUUCCUCCGCUCAAGCCCGUUCUCUCUUUGUCCCUAUUGUUUCUUCCUAUAAAUGCAAACCCUAGCCUUUCUCUGAUACCCUUUCAAAUUAUAGAUAUAAACCCAUAUUAUUUAUAGCCGUUAUUUUAGUGGGUAAAUUAAACUAAUUGUUGGUUUUGAUCGUGGAGAGUGUUAUUGAGAAAUGGUCGCCCCUGUUAGUACUAGUGCUGCAGCUGCUACUACUACUGGGACGCAAUCACAGACGCAUAUACUCUCAGCUAGAGUGAGGAAAAUGAUACAAUCAAUCAAGGAAAUCGUGGGAAAUUUCUCUGAUGAUUUUAUCUACACGGUCCUUAAAGAGAACAACAUGGAUCCUAAUGAGACCACCCAAAAAUUGCUUAACCAAGAUCCAUUUCAUGAGGUGAAGAGAAAAAGAGACAAGAAGAAGGAGAGUAUGGGAUACAGGAGUACUGCAGAUUCAAGAAAAAAUUAUGAGAAUUUGAGUCAGGGGACAAAAUUUCACACAUUUUCUGAUCGGAAUGCUCGACAAGGUGGUUACACUCGAACACCUGUACCUGGUAAUGCAGGAGUCAGUAGAGAGUUCCGUGUUGUAAGGGACAACAGAGUUAACCAAAAUACAACUGGAGAACCAAAGCCUGCCUUGCAGCAAGGUUGCAGUGAGCAGUGCAUUGCAAUAGUAACUCAAAAGGGCUCAUCAGGAACAGGAACUUCAGUCAUUGUAAAGCCCUCUGGUGUGCGGAGUUCAACUCAAGCUUCUAAUGGGCCUGCUGAUGUUCAAUCUAGAAACACCAGAGAUGCUACCUUAAAGACAGAUGGGAAAUUAGUAUUUGAGGAAAAGCGGACUGUGGUUUCUAGUUCAGCUUCACGGGUACAAGUAAUAAAACCCAACUCUCAAAAUCAUUCUGCGACACUGGCAUCAAGCAAUUCUGUUAUUGGGGUGUAUUCCUCUUCAACUGAUCCUGUUCAUGUGCCAUCUCCUGAAUCUAGAUCAUCUGCUGCUGUUGGAGCAAUUAAGCGUGAGGUUGGGGUGGUUGGUGGUCGUAGGCAGUCUUCUGAAAAUGCGAUGAAAAGUUCAUCUGUGUCUAGCAGUUCAUUCUCAAAUUCAGUUUUGGGAAGGGAUGGUUCAAUGUCAGAAUCAUUUCAGCCUUUCCCGGUAAUUUCGAAAAUGGACCAAGCUAGUCAAACUGUUGCGACUGAAUCUGUUAUGCCAAGUAUUUCUGUCAGCAGAUCAUUAGUAAGCAAUCAGUAUAGCAGGCCACAUCAAGCAGCUGUGGGUCAUCAAAAAGCUGCUCAGCAUAAUAAGGAGUGGAAACCAAAAUCAAGCCAAAAAUCAACUGUUGUUAGCCCUGGAGUGAUCGGAACACCUACAAAACCCAGUUCACCUCCAUCUGACAAUUCUAAAGAUUUGGAAUCAGAAACAUCUGAUUUGCAGGAUAAGCUUAUGCGAGUGAAUGUAUUUGAAAACCAAAAUGUGAUCAUAGCACAGCAUAUUCGAGUCCCUGAAAUUGAUAGGUGCAGGCUGACCUUUGGCAGUUUUGGGACAGAGUUUGAUUCUUCUAGGGAUGCUAUAUCUGGAUUUCAAUCCAUUGAAGACUCUAAUGCAGAAUGUGCCGCAAGCAUCUCAGUGUCUACACCAGAGUCUUCAAGUGAUGAUGCCUCUGGCAACAAGCAGGUGGAGUUACUAGAUGAACAGGUUAGAAAUUCUGGAUCAGAUUCUCCAGCAUCAGGUGCAGUUUCUGAGCAUCAAUUACCUGAUAAGUCUUCAAGUCCUCUAAAUUUGGACAAUUAUGCUGAUAUUGGUUUAGUUCAAGACAAUAGUCCUUCAUAUACGCCUUCAGAGUCACAGCAACAGCAACAAGAUCCUCCUGAAUUACCAAGCUUUUCGAAGGCAUAUGAUCCCCAGACCGUUUAUGAUAUUUCAUAUUUCAGACCACCACUUGAUGAAACUGUACGUGGACAGGGUCUACCAUCACCCCAGGAGGCCUUAACCUCACAUAUGGCCAACAGCAUGCCAGCUUCAACUAUAACUAUGGUACAACAGCAGCAACAGCCACCAAUGGCCCAGAUGUACCCUCAAGUUCAUGUUUCACAUUUUGCCAAUCUUAUGCCAUAUCGUCAGUUCCUUUCUCCAGUUUAUGUUCCACAGAUGGCCAUGCCUGGCUAUUCUAGCAAUCCUGCAUAUCCACAUCCAUCAAAUGGAAGCAGUUACUUGCUAAUGCCUGGAGGUAGUUCCCAUCUCAGUGCAAAUGGGCUCAAGUAUGGAAUCCAGCAGUUUAAGCCAGUUCCUGGCAGCACUCCCACUGGAUUUGGAAAUUUCACUAGUCCAAGUGGUUAUGCCAUUAAUGCUCCAGGUGUUGUUGGUAGUGCAUCUGGGCUGGAAGAUUCAUCUCGGAUCAAGUACAAAGAUGGGAAUCUCUAUGUUCCUAAUCCACAGGCGGAGACCUCUGAGAUUUGGGUUCAAAAUCCAAGGGAGCUUCCAGGUUUGCAAUCUGGUCCGUACUACAACAUGCCUGGGCAAACACCUCAUGCUGCUUACUUGCCAUCCCAUACUGGUCACGCAUCCUUCAAUGCAGCUGCAGCACAAUCUUCUCACAUGCAAUUCCCAGGAUUAUAUCCUCCCCCUCCUCCAACACCUGCUGCAAUGGCAAAUCCACAUCAUUUGGGUCCAGUUAUGGGUGGCAAUGUUGGAGUUGGGGUUGCCCCGGCUGCACCUGGGGCGCAAGUUGGCGCAUAUCAGCAACCUCAAUUGGGUCAUCUCAACUGGACGACAAACUUCUAAAAAAGUAAAUGUCAAUCUAACCCCUCGUUUGUAAGGGAUUGUAGUAGUUAUAGAAAGUUUAGUUUUCUUUUGUGAAAUGAGUAACCCACAAUCUUUUCUAUUCAAUGCAUAUUGAUGUUCAAUUCUCAA
Manihot esculenta (cassava) is the source of this 2945-nucleotide messenger RNA. Its product is annotated as GBF-interacting protein 1-like. Gene Ontology annotation, molecular function: protein binding. The transcript is spliced from 9 exons. Lineage: Eukaryota; Viridiplantae; Streptophyta; Magnoliopsida; Malpighiales; Euphorbiaceae. The record is from RefSeq and is a predicted model, not a curated record. The coding region runs from base 219 to 2816 and encodes 865 amino acids.